Colossoma macropomum (tambaqui) is the source of this 3003-nucleotide messenger RNA. It is a transcript of the gene nyap2b, whose product is annotated as neuronal tyrosine-phosphorylated phosphoinositide-3-kinase adaptor 2b. NCBI's taxonomy places the organism in Eukaryota, Metazoa, Chordata, Actinopteri, Characiformes, Serrasalmidae. The record is from RefSeq and is a predicted model, not a curated record. Gene Ontology annotation, biological process: neuron projection morphogenesis; phosphatidylinositol 3-kinase/protein kinase B signal transduction. Bases 156 to 2996 code for a protein of 946 amino acids. The transcript is spliced from 7 exons.
GCUCUGUGACUUUACAAUGGCCAGUGUUCUUCUUGCAGGACUAGAGUUGGAUUCUCAGGAUUUUUUCCAUGCAUCGUCCCAGCUUGUGAGGUUGCAGUGGAUUUCACCUGGACAGGUGUGCACCACAGCCAGCAAAUGUCCAGUCAGUAUGAACCAUGAUGAGCGCCAAAGAGGAAGAAACGUUGCUAUUUUUCCAGUAUGUUGAAGACAGCGGUCUGAGAGCGUAUAACGGCCUGGUCACUCAGAACCUGGACCACGUGUGGAAUGAGAAGAGCAGGACCAGCAUUCAGGAGAAAAACGAUAAGAAGAGAAAGCAGGAAGAAGCUGUUAAAAGGACAGGCGAGGAGGUUCCAGCGGAGGUUAAGCACCUGCGUAUGGCCUCCGUGAGCAUGCCAGCUCCAGCCGAACGCGUGUCCCCCCAGCAACCCCAGCUGUGCAGUGCGGGCUUCGCCGUCCGCUCCCAGUCCCUGCACUCUGUAGGGGGCGGGGAAGAGGAGGGAAGCCCCACAUCCCGCAAGCAACCCCCUCCCAAACCCCGCCGCGACCCCAACACCAAGCUCAGCAUCUCCUCUGAGGCUGUAGACCUCAGCACCUCCACCUGCAGGGGCGGAGACUCUGACAAGUGUGACGCAAUGCAAGGCUGUGGUGAGGACUGCAGGAGGGUCCCACCUCCAAAGCCCAAGAGGAAUCCUAACACUCAGCUGAGCACCUCGUUCGACGAGUCCUACGUCCGUAAUGCUGCCUCAAGAGGUUCGCCCCCAAUGUCCCACUCAAGGGAGGUCAAGGCUUCCUCUCCUUCUCCUCCUCAUCCACAGCCCCAGAGCCCACAGCAGGACUCGGACUCUGAAGAGCCUGUUUAUAUUGAGAUGUCUGGCACUGUAGGCCGAGAUCCGCCCAAUCGCAAUGAAGAUGAGGAACCGGGUGAGGCCGUCUAUGAGGAAAUGAAGUACCCAGUCUUGGAUGAGUUUGAUUCGCGUUGGGAUCUUUCCAGUUGCCGGUCACAAUGUGCCACACCUUGUCCGUCUGAUAUAGACACCCAUAACCCCCUGAGCCGAUGUUCUACACCUCGGGGGACACCCCUUUGCGACAUUCCUGCACCUUUCCCCAACUUGCUGACCCACCGGCCUCCUUUACUUGUCUUCCCCCCAGCCCCAGCACAGUGUUCACCCAAUUCAGACGAAUCCCCACUUACUCCUCUGGACAUGGCCAAGUUGCCGAUGUUGGAGAAUGCUUCCUCCUAUGGCAAGUCGCCUACUUCCUCCUCCUCACUGGAACCACUCAGCUCUGCCUCCACCUCGCACAUAAGGCGUGCAGAAAGGGAACUAACCGCAACUCCAACCAUCACGGUCUCAGGACGUUCCUCGGCACCUCCUUUGCCAUGUACGCUCUACAGGAGUUCGGGCAGUUCCCAGAACUACCAGCGGAGCCACUCAGCCUGCCCUUCUCCAGUCAGCAUGGGCCGCUGCCUCACUCCGCUUAGCCUCAUGAGGGCCCCAGCCUUCGACGGGCCUUUCUCAGGACCUGCCCUGCCACGAAGCGCCUCAGCAACACCCCACGGCAAGGGCUCUCCGCCCCAGGACCAAUCGGGACGCCUUCAUGGCUCCAUGCAGAAUGUCUCCUCAGGACGCUCGCGGACGCCCACCAGCCCGCUGGAUGAACUCACCAACCUCUUCACCACCGGCAGGAACAUGCUGAAGAAAAACUCCAGCGGCAGGAAGAGCAAGGAGCCGGGCGAGAGUGAAGCCAAAGGGAGGUGCCACAGCUCAGAGUCCAAACGGGAGCACAAGGAGAGGAGCCAUCACAGCAAGGAGUCUAAAAGGGACAAGGAGCGCAGCAGCAAAUCCUCGCAUCGGCGUGAGAGCAAAGACCGAGAGGCUAACGGCACUGAGGCCCUCCUGAGACGAGACAGCAAGGACAGAGGCUGCAGCAAUGCAGAGCCAUUACCGAGACAUGACAGCAAGGACAGGGGAUGCAGUAAUGGAGAGCCACUACUGAGACGUGAUAGCAAGGACAGAGGCUGUAAUAAUGCAGAACCAUUACCAAGACGCGACAGCAAGGACAGGAGCUGCAGUGGUCCAGAGCUGCUUCCUAGACAGGACAGCAAAGACAGGGGAUGCAGCACCACUGAGACUGUAUCACGACAUGACAGCAAAGACAGGGGCUGCAGUAGCAUGGAACCUUUACCCAGACGAAAUAGUAAGGACAGAAGCUGUAAUGGUCCAGAUCUCCUACCCAGGCAAGACAGCAAAGAUCUUUCUAGGAAUGGUCUGGAACGAUGUGACAGCAGAGACCGAAGUUACGAACUGUUACCCAGGCAUGACAGUAAGGAUUUGAGCAGGAAUGGCCUGGAGUGCCGACGCAACAGCAAAGAAGGUGGAAAGAAUGGUUUAGACUCUCGUCAAGGUAGCAACUAUGCUGCAGACUGCGGACGAGAUAGCAAGGAAUGGAACGGUAAUGGGACAGACUUGAUACACAAAAGAGACUGUAAAGAUAGGGGGAUGCACACGACAGAUGCCUUGACCCGACAUGACAGUAAAGACAAAAGCAGCUUCAGCACAGAGUCACCCAAAGCACACGAUAGGGAUGCAAGGUCUGGACUUCCGUCUAAUUUGUCCAACCGGUCUGGACGCUCCCCUGUGAGUCCCACGACGACUUUGGGUAACUCUGAACUGAGGACAGUUCCAAAGGUGGGCCGCUCCCCGUCCACACCAACUGCACCAUCACCACUGGGGACACCUCAGAGACAACCCCCAGAAGCCCAAGAGAUGCCACCCAUGCCAUGGGUAUAUGGUGACAGCACCAUGCUGGAAAUGAUUGAAAGAAAACAGCGUCUGUGCCGUGAGAUCAGGUCCCGUCAGCGGCUCCCUGAACGGAGCCCCUGCAAGAAGGAGACCCUGCCGGCUGUGACCAAUUGGAAGAAGGCCAACGGGGCGAAGAAGUAUGGGCCACCACCAUACCCGAACCAGACCACUGUCUUUUGGGACACAGCAAUCUGAAUGGUUG